CUGGCCCCAGCCGUAUCGCGAAUUUCAAUGCCAGAGUAUUCGAGUCUGAACCUGAUUAAGAGGCGGAGAUGGUGAUGGAUGAGUUCCUUGGCAUCGGUUCUCUCUACGGCGGUCGCCGUAAUUCCUCAACGAGAGAUAAGCGAGGCCUAAGUGACAGGGUGGCAGGAGAGUUCCCCGUCCUGAUUUCUGCGAUUUCAGGCCGGUUUCGUCGCAGGCAGGAUAAAUGA
Molecule: messenger RNA, 227 nt
Organism: Darwinula stevensoni
Lineage: Eukaryota; Metazoa; Arthropoda; Ostracoda; Podocopida; Darwinulidae
Source: the annotation of a GenBank genome assembly